This is a messenger RNA of Pocillopora damicornis (cauliflower coral), 6444 nucleotides long. RefSeq lists its product as uncharacterized. The record is from RefSeq and is a predicted model, not a curated record. Gene Ontology annotation, molecular function: ubiquitin protein ligase activity; zinc ion binding. NCBI's taxonomy places the organism in Eukaryota, Metazoa, Cnidaria, Anthozoa, Scleractinia, Pocilloporidae. Gene Ontology annotation, biological process: protein ubiquitination; ubiquitin-dependent protein catabolic process. Gene Ontology annotation, cellular component: nucleus.
CCUUCUAGGGAGAGCCACACAGGAAUUUUAACUUGUCAAAAGAAGUCGUAAAUCUGAGGGAAAAGUUCGAAUAAUAUUUGGCAAUGGAAGAGAGAACCAAAAAAGGCAAAAAGGAUACAAAAAGGAAAUAAGUACAGUUAUAGAUGAAGAAGAUUGUCAUAGACUACUAUAAAUAACAGAUUUAGAUUUAGGCCGAUCCUUCAAGAUAUACUCACUAUGACAGUGCUCCUCAAAAGAAAUGACACUUCAAAUUAAUGAACCAAUAAAAUAUAUGGCGGAUCUUUUCACUCUUUAAUUCAUGAUUGAUUCAUCGAUCGAUGUUACAAUAUCAGAUAACUUAAUUUUUACUUUAACUCGAGAUUUGAUAUGCUAAUUUAAAUACGUCAUAAUUGUGCAUUGAUCAGCAUGACAAAAUUUUAAAUUUAAAUCGAAUUAAACUUCUGAUUGAGGAAUUUGGACUUUGUCUCAACUGCGAAUGUGGCAAUCGUAAAGAAUUUGAGCGGAUGGAUAAAAAUAUUCUUUCACAUCUUUCAACUAGAAAUAAAGUUCUGCAAACUGCGCAGGCCUGUAGUUUCGCUAUCGUCAAUAUUGUUGUAUGAUUAUUCGUCGUUGUGAAGUUUUCCAAUAAUGCCCUUAACGUAUUGUUGUUGUUGUUGUUUUUGCUGUUGUUGUCAGGUGUGAUUAUAUUGCUCUGUGUGUUUCAAUUGCUCAAAUUAAGCUUCAAAGGCCGCAGAAAAAGUUCUCUUACAAUUCAGAAUGAAAUACAGAAAGAAAUGACAGGUUAAACUUGUACGACCAAGUGACGUCCUUUAAAAUACUGAAAGCCAAAGAGAAGAGCCGUACAUACAAAACCAGACACGGCGACCAACGGAGCGGAAGUUGUUCCCCUGGACAGCGAGGUUGGAAAUUCAUCAUCGGGUGAAUGUGCAUGGCACGGGGAAAAAUUCUUGAAUGAAGACAGUUACUGUCAUUUACUAAAAGAAGAAUACGGUCGCAUUCUAUAUGAACGUGAUUUUGCGAAAAGAAAUCUAACAGUUGUAAAUUACCGACUUAUUGGAGAACUACAGAAAGAGAGACAUGAAAAGAACUUUGCCACAGAUCAGCAAAACACCAUGGAACAUAUUCCCGAAGAACCGAUCAAGUCUAGCCCCCGACUGAGCUCGAAAUACUCGAAAAUACCCUUGGAUCAUCGUAGUAGAGGGGAGGACGGCAUGAGAGUCCAUCCUCGUCUUAAAGGGUAUGCAUAUCAUCAAGACAUCGUUAGUCAAGACAGUAACUCUGAAGACGAAGACAAACAGGGAGAUGAAGCAGCCAAUAAUUACACGAGCAGUUCUAAUGACGAUGACGAUCGUGGUGGUGACGAUGAUAUUGAUGAUGAUUAUGAUUUCAUUAGAAAUAGCGAAGAAAGCAAUGAGAACAAAGAUGAUGACGGAGUUAAUGACGAUGACAAUGGUGAGAACUGUGAUGAAAACUGUGAAAUUGACUAUCUUAAUGAUCAUGAAAGUAGCAAUAACUACGAUGAUGAAGAUAACUUUGCCAGCAACAAUGGCGUUUCUGCUAAAAGUUGCACAAUUCAAUCCACUCUAUAUCCAAAAGAAGAUGAAACAUUUGUGGGGUCAGCCGAAACCAAUGAGUCUUUGACGGAAGAAUUAAACGCCAACAUGCGAUUUGACUCACAGUACAGCAUUGAUGAAGACACGGGCAACUCUAGUGCUGAAAACAAUGAUGGAAGCCUAGCCAGUGGCGAUGGUAUCAGCAGUAAUAAUGAAGGUUCUUGUAAAAAUUUCAACACCAGAAGUGACAAGGAGAAAGAUAAAGACCUGAAAAAAACUAACAGCUCUGAAGUAGGAAACAAUGCAGAGCUUUCAGCGGAAAGAGAUGGUAAAGCUACAAGUCAAGGAGCAAGACCAAAGACUGUGCAACAGAAUCCAGAGCUGCUCAAUGCACUUGACACACAUUACCAGAAUGGGAAGAUACCAUCCUUAGAGACAACUGGUAUUAAUCGAAACUUUCUCGCCCGGCACUCAACAGAUCCGAAUCUUCCACAGUGCUCGUUUUCAGAAAGUCAUGACAAGCCAGUUAGCAACAAGAAUUCAAACGAUUGGACUCAACACUCUCUAACCAGAAAUAGCAGCUCCUCCCAAUUUUGGAGCCUUCCCCAUUCAUCGGCUCCGGAUAGAAGCGGGUUGAUGCUAAAGAAUGCAUAUUCCAAGGCGGUGAGUCCACGGUACCGAGAUCCGAUGCCAGUGAAUUACCAGCCUGUGACAUCAAUGACGGGGCAGUUCACUGGUGCCAGUGGCUUCAGCCGAGGCGUUGAUUCGUUUAACUGGAAUGAAAAUCUGCCAAGUAAAAAACAUCAGACGAGCUUUUCAAGUUUUGAAGACUUUUCUGUGGGAAAUGAGACUCAGACGGCAUCACCUUCACUAGGAGUUGGACCAUUGGCGCCCGCUGUGAGAUAUCCAGUCGUUACCACACCAGAUUUUCCUGCCACCACUUGGCAAUUCUCUUCAAGCACGACUUCAGGAAAUGUAGCCCCAGUUACUUCCAAUUAUGAUGUAUUAGGAAGUCAUGGACAAGAACGUGUAGGGGACUUCAACACUUACAGACCCUCCUAUGGAGAUAGCUUAGAAAAUGGUGGUUUGACUGCAUCAGAAAUGGUUCAUUCAGAGACACGAGAAGGAAGCUCGAGGAACCAUGGCCUAUUCAAUUAUCAACAGGAAGGUUCAUUUGCUUCAGUAUCGCCCAGGGACCCUUCACUGGUUUCUCUAGAACAACAAGUGGCUGAAAUCGAUAGAGUUCUUAAAGAGCGAGAAGAACGAACCAAAAAGCAGAGAGAGGCGACACAAAGACAUAGGGAUACAAGAGAACGGAGGCAAAGAGAGGCGAGAGAAAGGAAAGAGAGAGAAGAAAGGGAAAUGAGAGAACAAGAGGAGAGAGAAAGGAGGGAGAGGGAACAGAGAGAAAUGAGAGAAAGAGAAGAGAGAGAAAUGAGAGAAAGGGAAGAAAGAGAAAAUAGAGAGAGAAUGGAAAGAGAAUUGGAAGAGCGAAGAGAAAGGGAAACAACAGUAAGAGAAAACAGAACCGCAGCGGAGAGCCAUCUACUUCAGGAGACUCCACAAUGGCAGUGUGAACAUUACCAGAGGAGAUGUAGUGUCAAGUUUCCAUGUUGCGGAGUGUUUUAUCCGUGCCACCGCUGUCACAACUUAUCGGGGAUGUGCCCUGCUGAUGAUAGAAAGGCACAUCAUGCGACGCAUGUCAAGUGCGGAAAUUGUGGACGGGAAGAAGAGGUAAAUGAAGGAAGUCAAACCUGCAGACGCUGUGGCGUAAAAUUGUCAGAAUAUUUCUGCCCAAAGUGUAAGCAUUUUACAGGAGUUGACAAGAACCCUUUCCACUGUGAGAAGUGUGAAAUCUGUCGUAUUUACAAGGACAGAUCAUUUCACUGCGACGUGUGCAAUGUUUGCUUGGACAAGCGACUGGAGGGAAAACAUAAAUGUCGGCCGAACUCAGGACAUGAUGAGUGUUGCAUCUGCUUGGAGGACGCUUUCAGCGGUUGUCAAAUCCUACCAUGCUCUCACAAGGUUCACAGGGAGUGUGCCAUUGCAAUGAUACAGAAUGGCGUGAAAUUAAUAAACGAGAAACCGAUCCAGUCUAGCCCCCGACUGAGCUCGAAAUACUCGAAAAUACCCCUGGAUCAUCGAAGUAGAGGGGAGGACGGCAUGAGAGUCCGUUCUCGUCUUGAUGGGUAUGCAUAUCACCAAGACAUCGUUAGCCAAGACAGUAACUCUGAAGAAGAAGACAAACAGGGAGAUGAAGCAGCCAAUAAUAACACGAGCAGUUCUAAUGACGAUGACGAUCGUGGUGGUGGUGACGAUGAUAUUAAUGAUGAUUAUGAUGUUAUUAGAAAUAGCGAGGAAGGCAGUGAGAACAAAGAUGAUGACGGAGCUAAUGACGAUGACAAUGAUGAGAAGUGUGAUGAAAACUGUGAAACUGAAUAUCUUAAUAAUCAUAAGGGGAGCAAUAGUUACGAUGGUGGAAAAAACUUUGCCAGUAACAAUGGCGUUUCUGCUAAAAGUUGCACAAUUCAAUCCACUAUAUAUCCAAAAGAAGACGAAACAUUUGUGGAGUCAGAUGAAACUGAUGAGUCUCUAACUGAAGAGUUAAACGCCAGCUUGCGAUUUGACUCACAGUGCAGCAUUGAUGAAGACACGGGCAACUCUAGUGCUGAGAACAAUGAUGGAUUCCUAGCCAACAGCAAUAGUAUCAACAGCAAUAAUGAUAGUUCUUGUGGAAAUUCCAACACCAGAAAUGACAAGAAGAAAGCUAAAGAACUGCAAAAGACUAACAGCUUUGAAGUUGGAAACAAUGCCGAGCUUUCAGCGGAAAGAGAUGGUGAAGCUACAAGUGAAGGAGCAAGACCAAAGAUACUUCUGCAGAAUCCAAUGAUUUUUAACACAUUUGAAACAAACAACCAUGAUGGGAAGAUACCAUCCUUGGAGACAACUGGUAUUAAUCAAAACUUUAUCGCCCGGCACUCAACAGAUCCGAGUCUUCCACAGAGCUCGUUUGUAGAAAGUUAUGACAUGCGAGCCAGCGAUAAGCACUCAGACGAUUGGACUCACUCUAUAAGCAGUAAUAGCAGCUCCUCCUCACUUUGGGGCCUCCCCCGCUCACCGGCUCCAGAAAGAGGCGGGUUGAUGCCAGAGAAUGUAUAUUUCAGGGCGGCGAGUCCACGGUACAGAGAUCCAAUGCCAGAGAACUACCAGCCUGUGACACAAAUGAGGGGGCAGCUCCCCAGUACUGGUGGCUUCAGCCGAGGCGUUUACUCGCUUCACUGGAAUGAAAACUUGCCAAGUAUCAAACAUCAAACGAGCUUUUCAAGUUUUGAAGACUUUUCUGCAGGAAAUGAGACUCAGACAGCAUCACCUUCACUUGGAGUCAGACCAUUGGCGCCCGCCGUGAGAUAUCCAGCCGUUACCGCACCAAAUUUUCCGACUACCACUUGGCAAUUCUCUUCAAGCACGACUUCAGGAAGUGCAGCCUCAGUUACUUCCACUUAUGAUGUGUUAAGCAGCUAUGAACAAGAACGCGUAGGGGACUUCAACAGGUACAGGUCCUCCUAUGAAGAUACCCAAGCAAAGAGAGAUACCCAGGCAAAUAGUGGUUUGACUUCAUCCGAAAUGGUUUAUGCAGAGAGACGAGAGGAAAGCUUGAGGAGCCAUGGCCUAUUCAAUAAUCAACAGGAGGGUUCAUUUGCUUCAUUAUCUCUUAGGGACCCUUCACUGGUUUCUCUAGAACAACAAGUGGCUGAAAUCGAUAGAAUUCUUAAAGAGCGAGAAGAACGAACAAAAAAGCAGAGAGAGGCGGCACAAAGACAUAGGGAUACAAGAGAAAAGAGGCGAAGAGAGGCAAGAGAAAGGAAAGAGAGAGAAGAAAGGGAAAUGAGAGAACAAGAGGAGAGAAAAAGGAGGGAGAGGGAACAGAGAGAAAUGAGAGAAAGAGAAGAGAGAGAAAUGAGAGAAAGAGAAGAGAGAGAAACGAGAGAGAGAGAGGAACGAGAAAAUAGAGAGAGAAUGGAAAGAGAAUUGGAAGAGCGAAGAGAAACGGAAACAAGAGUGAGAGAAGACAGAAUCGCAGAAGAGAGCCUUUCACUUCAGGAGACUCCACAAUGGCAGUGUGAACACUACCAGCGGAGAUGUAGUGUCAAGUUUCCAUGUUGCGGAGUGUUUUAUUCGUGCCACCGCUGUCACAAUCUAUCGGGGACUUGCCCUACUGAUGAUAAGAAGGCACAUCAUGCGACGCAUGUCAAGUGCGGAAAUUGUGGACACGAAGAAGAGAUAAAUGAAGGAAGUCACACCUGUAGACGCUGUGGAAUAAAAAAAUCCGAAUAUUUCUGCCCAAAGUGUAAGCAUUUUACAGGAGUUGAUAAGAACCCCUUUCACUGCGAGAAGUGUGAAAUCUGCCGCAUUUACAAGGACAGAUCAUUUCACUGCGACGUGUGCAAUGUUUGCUUGGAUAAGCGACUGGAGGGAAAACAUAAAUGUCGGCCGAACUCAGGACAUGACGAGUGUUGCAUCUGCUUGGAGGACGCGUUUAGCGGUUGUCAGAUCUUGCCAUGCUCACACAAGGUUCACAGGGAGUGUGCCAUUGCAAUGGUACAGAAUGGCGUACGUAAUUGUCCAAUAUGCCGCCACCCUUUGUAUGGACAGCUCCAGCAGUAACCUCAUGAAACAGAGGAUCCAACCCAAGAUGGCGAAUACAGGCUAGAAUUCUUUAUUACCGAGUGCUUAUACUAUUAGCAUCACGGAAUGUGUACUUUGCGUUGAUUGUCAACUUUUCAUCUAAUGUUGACAAGCUGAAGAUAAUAAGAGAGACGCUGUCACUUAUUUUGUAAUCAAUUUGGAUUCAGCACUAAAAGGAGAAUGAAGGUAGAAUAUUUUUGCCAGA